Messenger RNA from Balearica regulorum gibbericeps (East African grey crowned-crane), 1278 nucleotides. NCBI's taxonomy places the organism in Eukaryota, Metazoa, Chordata, Aves, Gruiformes, Gruidae. The record is from RefSeq and is a predicted model, not a curated record.
AUGGUACAACAAGAGCACAGUGAUGUAAAAAUGGAGCUAAACGAGCGUCUUCUACUUUCUUUACUGCCUGCUCACAUUGCCAUGGAAAUGAAAGCAGAGAUCAUUCAGAGGUUACAAGGUCCUAAGGCAGGCCAGCUGGAAAACACCAACAACUUCCACAAUUUGUAUGUUAAAAGGCACACCAAUGUAAGCAUCUUGUAUGCCGAUAUCGUGGGAUUCACUCGCCUGGCCAGUGACUGCUCGCCAGGGGAAUUGGUGCACAUGCUAAACGAGCUGUUUGGCAAGUUUGAUCAGAUUGCAAAGGAAAAUGAAUGUAUGAGAAUUAAAAUCCUAGGUGACUGCUAUUACUGUGUUUCUGGACUACCUAUAUCACUUCAAAAUCAUGCCAAGAAUUGUGUGAAAAUGGGACUGGACAUGUGUGAAGCCAUUAAGAAAGUGAGAGACGCAACUGGAGUUGAUAUUAAUAUGCGUGUAGGAGUGCACUCAGGGAAUGUGCUUUGUGGUGUUAUCGGGCUACAGAAGUGGCAAUACGAUGUGUGGUCACACGAUGUUACUCUGGCAAAUCACAUGGAAGCUGGAGGAGUCCCAGGCCGCGUUCACAUCACCUCAGUCACCUUGGCACAUUUGAAUGGAGCUUACAAAGUGGAAGAUGGGGAUGGAGAUGUGAGGGACCCAUAUCUGAAAGAGCAUAAUGUUAAGACUUACUUUGUAAUCAAUCCUAAGGGAGAGAAGCGAAGCCCUCAGCACCACAUUAGACCUCGGCAUACUCAUGAUGGAGCCAAAAUGAGAGCUUCUGUCCGCAUGACCCGGUACCUGGAAUCUUGGGGAGCAGCCAAGCCAUUUGCACACUUGCACCACAGGGACAGCAUGACCACUGAAAACGGCAAGAUUAGCACAACAGAUGUUCCCAUGGGGCAAUAUAAUUUUCAGCGUUGCAGAGAGAGAACAAAAUCACAGAAAAGAAAGUUUGAGGAGGAACUGAAUGAGAGGAUGAUCCAGGCCAUUGACGGAAUCAAUGCUCAAAAGCAGUGGCUUAAAUCUGAAGACAUUCAAAGAAUAUCUCUUCUUUUCUACAAUAAGACUCUGGAAAAAGAAUAUCGAGCAACUACUCUGCCUGCAUUUAAGUAUUAUGUGACUUGUGCCUGUCUGAUAUUCUUCUGCAUUUUUGUUGUGCAGAUUCUGGUAUUGCCAAAAACAUCUAUCCUUGGAAUUUCAUUUGGGGCUGCGUUUCUCUUGCUUUCCUUCAUUUUGUUUAUCUGCUUUGCUGGACAGCUUUUG